Castor canadensis (American beaver) is the source of this 6327-nucleotide messenger RNA. RefSeq names its product RP1 axonemal microtubule associated (gene Rp1). NCBI's taxonomy places the organism in Eukaryota, Metazoa, Chordata, Mammalia, Rodentia, Castoridae. Gene Ontology annotation, molecular function: protein binding. Gene Ontology annotation, cellular component: axoneme. Gene Ontology annotation, biological process: axoneme assembly; photoreceptor cell development; intracellular signal transduction. The record is from RefSeq and is a predicted model, not a curated record.
AUGAGUGAGACUCCUUCUACUAGUUUUUCUACUGUCUAUCGGACUUCCGAAGGCCAAGUUCCUUCAUCUCGCCAUUUAAGCAUCACUCAUCCUGUUGUGGCCAAACGGAUCAUCUUCUACAAGAGCGGAGACCCCCAAUUCCGCGGUGUCAGGGUGGUGGUGAACCCUCGUUCCUUUAAGACCUUCGAUGCUUUGCUGGACAGCCUGUCGGGAAAGGUGCCCCUGCCUUUUGGGGUGAGGAACAUCAGCACCCCUCGGGGAAGGCACAGUAUCACGAGGCUGGAGGAGCUGGAGGAUGGUGAGUCAUACCUGUGCUCCCAUGGUAGGAAGGUACAGCCAGUUGACCUGGACAAGGCUCGCCGGCGCCCGCGGCCCUGGCUCAGCAGCCGCUCUGUCAAUACGCAUGCGCCCCGCCGCCCGGCCGCACCAGCGGCUCCCAGCAUGCCCCGCGCCCCGCGAAGGCUUCUGGUCUUCAAGAACGGCGACCCACAGAGCAGGCGCGUGGUUCUUCUGAGCAGGCGGGUCACCCAGAGCUUCGAGGUCUUCCUGCAGCACCUGAGCCAGGUCAUGCAGUGCCCGGUGGCCAAGCUGUAUGCCACUGAUGGGAGGAAGGUUCCUAGCCUCCAGGCAGUGACUCUAAGCUCUGGAGCUGUGGUGGCAGCAGGAAGGGAACCAUUUAAACCAGGAAAUUAUGACAUCCAAAAGUACUUGCUUCCUGCUAAAUUACCAGGGAUCUCUCAUCGUGUGCACCGGAAGGGAAAUGCUAGGGCAGAAAGCAGAAAGACGAGCACACACAUGUCUUCAAUGCCAGGAUCCCAGAUUUAUUCUGUCUCUUCUAACAAAACACAUGAUUUCUACUCAGACUAUUCUUUUGUUCCUGAAAACUACUUGGCCUUAGAAAAACAUGAUUCUCAGAACUUAUCAAUAUAUCCUUCUGAAGACGAUAUUGAGAAAUCAAUUGUUUUUAAUCAAGAUGGUACUAUGACAGUUGAGAUGAAAGUUCGAUUCAAGAUAAAAGAGGAGGAAACCAUAAAGUGGACAACCACUGUCAACAGAGCUGGUCUUCCUAAUAAUGAUGAAAAGAAUGAUAUAAACAGUUUUCCAGGAAGAACAGAUGAUCGAUCAUCUAGUUUAAAACUUACAGCAUGUUCCUUGUCUGCUGAUGUCUCAGGCAAUAAUCAAGAGAGCAGUUUGUCAACGGAAAUAAAUACACAAGUGACAGAUGGAGAGGCUGAUACUUGUAGUUCUGCUAGUUGGGAGAAUGCUGCUACGGGCACAGGUAACAUCCAGGAAAGUCAGGAUCAAGUGAAGCAUCAUUUUUAUAGGCCUCCUACACCUGGACCAAAUAGAGUGAGACAAAAAAAGUCUGUGAUAGGGAGUGUGACCUUAGUAUCUGAAACAGAAGUUCAGGAGAAACAGUUUUCCUAUAGUGAAGAAAGGGAAGGUGGGGAAAACAAAUCCGAGUAUCACAUGUUCACACAUUCUUGCAGUAAAAUGUCAUCAGUAUCUAACAAACCAGUACUUGUUCAGAUCAGUAACAACGAGCAGAUAGAAUCAUCUUUAGAAAGAAAAAAGGAAAGCAGACUCCUGAAGUCAAGUGCAAUAAGUGCUGGUGUUAUAGAAAUUACAAGUCAGAAGAUGUUAAAGAUGUCCCAUAGUAAUGACUUAGCAUCAGCAAUAUCAGAAAAAUCAACUGUGGAAGAAGGUGUAGUUGAUAGUGGAAUAUCAGACAACAAAACUGGUAUCCAGAACUUUGGAACUUACGAUAAUUCCAAUGAUAGAUUCAGUCCUUUUUCAACAGGUGCAACUCACUCUUUAAGAAGCAGCACAGGAACUGACAAAAUUAUUUCUGAGGCUCCAGCUUCAGUAGGAUCCUCUACAGAUAGCAUAAGAAUUAACAGACUAAUUAAUGAUUUUGCUCAGUGUGGUUUAACAGAACUUACAAAAAGUGGAAAGCAGAUUUUGUCAUCUGUUACCAGCAAAAAGAAGAAGAAAGCUCACCAGCAAGUGAUAAAUUUCAGGUAUCAGGAUGGGAAGAUUGCAACCAAAGGAGUCUCUAACAUGAGUCUGAGAGUAAACAGAAGAGGUAGAAUUGCACAGAAAACCAUAUUGCAAGAUUCUGACAGUUCCCGUAAAAGGAAUAUACUUUGUGAGGAGGACCCCCAUACAAAUGAUAUGGUAAUUCAACCAAAUCUCAGUCCCACAAUUUCAAAGAAUUUCCACAGAAGUAAAUUAAAUACUAUUCAAAAUCUUAGGGUUCAGGGACUUUUAACCAAAAGAAAAUCCAGGACACUAAAGAAAAUAAGCUUAGGAGGACCUAGAAAAAGAGAAAUUCAUCAAGGAGAUAAAGUAUUUCCCUCUAAUGAAUCAAAAUAUUUCAAAAGUACUUUGGAAAAUCAAAGUUUAUUUCAUGUGUCUAGCGUUCUUGAGCAAAAUCCAAAAGCUUUUCAUGGGCCAAAGUCUCAAGCAGAAGUGACAUCUAGAAAUUUGAGAGGAAUGGUAAAAAAGAGUUUAGUUCCAAAAUCUAAUGAUUCACAUAUAACUUUAAAAAGCCAGAAAAAGCAAAAAAGGGAUACAUUGAAAUCAGGUGCUAUUGUAAGUAAACAACAUGCUAUAACCAGGGAAAAUUCUUUAGCUUCUUUGAAAAAAUCUGGUUUUCCUGAGGAUAUUUCCCACUAUUCAGUUCAAAAUUACAUACAGAGAUGGUUGCACAACAUAAAUCCAUAUCCAGCUUUACCUAGAAAGUCAGCCCCAUCAUGCAAAAAUGAAAGGAGUGUGGUAACUUAUAAUAGUAAUGAUUUUCCAGGAAAUAAUCCUCAUACAAAUUCUGCAAAAGGAAAUAACUUUAUUAUGGAAGGUAAUAAGCACAUAAACAAAAAUGCCAGUUGGAUAGGAAGUAAUCUAUGUAAAGAACAAUGUGAGUCUCUAAUUAUCAAAGAUAAUGGUGAAGAAAUUAAAAAAGAUCCCUGUGACAGCCAGGAUGGAUCUCUUAAUGAUGCCUACUUGAUUUCCCUGCAUGAAUAUUGUACUAUGUCACAGUCAGCUAUUAAUGAUUGUAACACUAUAAGUCAGAUAUCUGCUGAAAAGUCAGGACCAAAGGCAGGCUUUGUUUAUCAAGAAAUAAACCUAGCUCCAAAAGGGCAAAGUGUAGAGGCUGCCAUUCAAGUAGAUCCUAUGGAAGAGAACGCUCCAAAAGACCUCUUACCAGUCUUGUUGCUUAACCAACUGCAAGCUUCAGUUUCUAGUGUUCACAAGUCUCAGAAUGGAGUUGUUCAAAUGCCAGGUUCACUUGCAAAUGUUCCCUUCCCUUCUGCAAUAUGUAAUACAUCCACUAAUCUCCUUCUCGCUUGGCUCUUGGUGCUCAACCUAAAGGAAAGUAUGAAUAGUUUCUGUCAAGGUGAUGCUUGCAAGAUUACCAACAGAUCUUCUGAAAUACUUGCAUUGAUGGAGGUUCUAAAGCAUAUUGCCAUUACAGAGGAAGCGGAUGACUUGAAGAUGGCUGUUGCUAAUUUAGUGGAAUCAACCACAAAUUGCAGCGAGCCCAGUGACAAAGAACAAGAUAUAUUGCCAGUAGAUCUUUCUGCAAAUUGUACCAUAGCCAACAUUCAGAGAGUUCCUAAGUGCAAUGAAAAUGAAAGAACACAGAAAAUCUUGUUGGGUGGAGGCUAUUCUGCCAGUGAGGGCUGUGACUUUGAGUUCUGUGUUUCAGCGUUGUCUAGCAAGUCACAUGAUUCUCCAUGUGAGAUUUGCACUGUAAAUAAGACUUAUUCUUCAAAAGAGAUGUGUAACUCCAGUGACACUUUUUUCACUGGUGAUGGUUGUGCCAUCAGUCAGACCUUGAUGGAUAAAGAUAGUUUCUCAGGAGAGGUCUGUUUAGUUACUGAUGCCGAGUCUUCCCAUAAGGCUUGUGCUCAAAAGGAGAACCAUAUCAAUGAAGCAGCAUGCCCAAUUCCUGUUCCCAUCAGAGUUUGUAAUACCACGAGCUUUUUAAAUUCCAAAGAAAAUAAAUAUAACCUAGAAUUAACUGAAGAAUUCAAAAGAAUUGAUGUUCAGAAAGACCUAAAUACUUUGUCAGACCCUGGAAAUAAGAAUGACUUUAACACAUCAGUGUCACAUCAAAAUGCCAGUAACUCAAGCCCCUGUGACCUUUUCCUAAAUAAAGCUGAUCCAGAAUUUGAUGAACAUAAUUCUCUAGAUAAAUUUAAAAAAUGUUCAUUAAAGAAAUAUCAGGAUAAAAAUGCAUAUACAUUCUUUGAUAAGGAAGAAUCAAGGACUUCUGAAGAACCAAGUUCAGUAACCAACAGCAUGACAUCAAGUGAAAGAAAUAACAUUUCAGAAUUGGAAUCUUUUGAAGAAUUAGAAAACCAAGACAGUGGUGUAUUUAACACAAAGGUAAAUGCAGGAGAGCAAGCCACUGAAGACUCAAUCCAAGAAGAGCUAGAGGCUAGUAAAAAUUUGGAGUUGAUAGACAUACCUAACAGGAAUAUAGAAGAAAGAAGAAACAGUGUGAUUUCUGAGACAAUCAGUAGGAGGCAGAUGACACCACCAUCUUUAGUUUUUUGCUAUGAUUCUAAGCAAAAUACUAAAAAGGAGAUUAGUGCAGGAGAAACUAAAAGAGUUAAAAUGAUGGUGAAAAGCAUGGAAAUUGGAAGUUAUUCCAAGUCAUCUCUUGAUUUUAAAAAAUGCUUAAAAAGUCCAGUGACUUCUGACCGGUUGGACUAUAGACCAGACAGUGAGAGUGAGCAGCCGCAUAAAACAUCCAGUGAUGACCACAAUGAUAGUGACCAAGAAAAAGAUUGCAAUCGAGGAUUUGUUAAAAGGACAAUAGAAAAGCUCUAUGGGAAAGCAGAAAUUAUUAAACCACCUUUUUUCCCUGGGUCUAUACACAGAUCUCAAGUUUGCCCUUACAAUUCUGUGGAAUUUCAAUGUGCUAGGAAAGCAAGUUUUUCUGAUACUGAGGGUCAGUCAUUUGGCUCUUCUGAACAGGUAUCUAAUAGUUCACCUAUGUUGCAGGAAUUCCAGGAUGAAAGACAAGGUAAAUGUAAUGGUGUAAGGGCCAGUCAUCAUGGGGGUGACAUUGUGGAACAUGGUGCAAAACGAGUUGAUAUUAACAAGGUCCUUAGAGACAAAGAGGAAGGAGAACUGAUUGACAAAGGCAAGUGGCUUUUGAGAGAAAAUCAUUUGCUAAGGGUGUCAUCUGAACAUCUUGGCAUGUAUGGCAAUGCAGAUACCACAUCACUGGAUACACUACCUGAUAAUAACAGCAUUGAUGUGCCAUAUUCACAUUUUGGAAAUUUGGGUGUAGGCCCAACAAUGGCUGAACUGUCCUCUUCAGAACUGGAGGAAAUGACUCAACCCCUUGAACUGAAAUGCAAUUAUUUUAACUUACCCCAUGGUAGUGACUCUGAGCCUUUCUGCGAUGAUUUUCUAGAUGUUCAGAAUAAAACCUGUGCUAAGGAGAGAGUACCAAAUCACAACACAGAGGAGAAGGGUAAUCAUUUGUCAGAAAGAGUGUGCACAUCUGUCACUCAUGCCUUUACACUUGCUGGUAACAAAGUCCAUCCUGUUUCUGAUGAUACUAUUAAAACCCAACCAUUACCUGUCAGCAAUUUAACUCAUGGUGCACUUCAGGAAGGUGACUCUUUAGAUAAACUCUAUGCUCUUUGUGGUCAACAUUGCCCAAUACUGACUGAUACCCAACCAGUAAGUGAGGAAAACCGAGGCUUUGCUUAUCGCAAAGAUUCUGAUAUUGAAAAUUCCUUGGGUUUCCAUUUAUGGAUGAAAAUAUAUCCAUAUUUGCUACAAUCAAACAAAAACAUGUUCGGGGUUAAGAACAAUAGAGCAAGUAUGAGAAAAGAAUUUGUUAAUGCCACUGGUGAUCCAUUUGAUCUCCUUGAUUUCAAUAACAUGUUUGACAUGAUGGGUAAAAGAAGGAAACCGAAAAGAAUCAACUUGAUGGACUUAGAGGAAGAAAAUAAUUUGAAGAAAUUUCAAUUACAUUUGAAGGAAAGUUUUUGUGUAAAUUGCUUGCACGCAUCAUUGUUAGCUGUGGAUGCUGUGAACUCUGAUAUACAAAAUCGCAGCAAUUGGACAUGUAUCUUUAAAACAGUUAAUGAGAAUAACAAUUUAUUAAAUAGAUUCCAAGGCUCAAGUACAAAUCUAAACCAAGUAGUAAGAGAAAAUAUCAAUUGUUAUUUCUCCUUUGAAGCUCUUGGUCAAGCCUGGUUGUUAGAUAUUUGCCAAGUUGAAACAUCUUUAAAUAUUAUCAACAGAAAUGUGUUAGAAAUAUAUUUUUUUGAGGGUGAAAAUAUUUUCAUUUGGGAAGAG